Messenger RNA from Rhopalosiphum padi (bird cherry-oat aphid), 1263 nucleotides. RefSeq names its product E3 SUMO-protein ligase KIAA1586-like. The coding region runs from base 1 to 1263 and encodes 420 amino acids. The record is from RefSeq and is a predicted model, not a curated record. NCBI's taxonomy places the organism in Eukaryota, Metazoa, Arthropoda, Insecta, Hemiptera, Aphididae. The transcript is spliced from 2 exons.
AUGUCACGUGAAUGGAUGGACUUUGAAAUAGUGGCUGCUGGAAGUAAUCGUACGAAUCAGCUAUCUUCUUUAAGAAGUAAAAUUAAACAGCAUUCAGAAAGUAAAUCUCAUUUAUUAGCUGAAAACGUCUUAAAGAAAGGCUCUGAAAAGGUUUUGGAUAGAAUGUUUGACCAUAUGUCCGAAACUGUGAUUAACAGUAAUAUGAGAAUUUUUCAAACUGCAUAUUGCUUAGCAAAGCAUCAUCGUCCAUUUUUACAGUUUGAAGAACUUAUUGAACUGCAGAAAAUUAAUGGAUUAAACAUGGGAUCUUCCUUGCACAGUCGAAUAACUGCCACUCGAAUAAUUAACGUUAUCGCAAAAGAAAUGCGCCAACGGCUAAUCACACGUCUUAUAGAGUCAAACUCAAAAUUCACUAUAAUGAUUGACGAAUCGACUACACUGAGCACAAAGUGUACACUUAUUUUAUAUAUUUUAUUAUCAAACUUCGAUUCAGAGAUUCCUAUUGUAGUAUUUUUGGACUUAAUAGAGCUGGAUGGGCAAGACGCUGUAAAUAUUGAGAAAGCCUUGUGGUUGAGCUUAGAAAAAAUUGGAAUUUCUAAGUCUUUUGCAUUGAAGAAUUGGAUUGCAUUUGCAAGUGAUGGAGCUAGUGUAAUGACAGGCACGAAAUCUGGAGUAGCUGCUAAACUUUGUGAGAAGAUACCGCAACUAUUUACGUGGCAUUGUUUAUGUCAUCGCCUUGAACUUUCAGUGCAUGAUGUCAUAAAAGAUGUGCAAGGUGUUUCUCGUUUUCAAAGUUUAAUGGAUAAACUUUACUCUUAUUAUCACCAAAGUCCUAAAAAUUCUAGGGCCUUAGACGAAGCUUGUUUGGAGGUUGGAAUUGAAAUGAAAAAAAUUGGUCGUAUUUUAAACGUGCGUUGGUCUGCCAGUAGUUUUCGUACGAUUAAAGCCGUGUGGGAAAAUUAUCCAGGGAUACAUAAGCACUUGAGUCAAACUCUUGAAACUGGAUUAAAAAAAAAAUUAGAAUCUUCUUCUUUCCUAGAGGAGCUUGGACUCUUUUAUGAUGUCCUUUUUGAACUCGGAAUGCUGUCUUGUAUACUUCAAUCAAGGAAAACAACAUUAAUGCGCGCUCUAUCAGAAAUGUGUAGAACAAUUAGAAUUCUAGAAAGCCUGAAGACAGAACCUGGUGAAAAAGAAAAAGAAAUCAUAGAAGCUAUACAAAAACGAAUUCAUAAAGGCAUAAAUAUUACAAUCACAAAUCGAUAG